Molecule: messenger RNA, 150 nt
Organism: Mytilinidion resinicola
Lineage: Eukaryota; Fungi; Ascomycota; Dothideomycetes; Mytilinidiales; Mytilinidiaceae
Exons: 2
Coding region: 1-150 (49 amino acids)
Source: RefSeq, a predicted model, not a curated record
AUGGUGAAGGGGCACUACCUUGACGGGAAGAUUAUCGUUCCGAAGCGGGCCAUCCCUCGCGAGCAAGAGCGCACAUCCAGGUUGUCCUCAUCAUCCUCUUCGGUCCAGCACUCGACGCCUCCUUCCGUCCUGGACUCCCGCUCCGUCUAA